Epinephelus fuscoguttatus (brown-marbled grouper) is the source of this 4180-nucleotide messenger RNA. It is a transcript of the gene slc7a4, whose product is annotated as solute carrier family 7 member 4. The transcript is spliced from 5 exons. Gene Ontology annotation, cellular component: plasma membrane. Gene Ontology annotation, biological process: transmembrane transport; amino acid transport. Lineage: Eukaryota; Metazoa; Chordata; Actinopteri; Perciformes; Serranidae. Gene Ontology annotation, molecular function: amino acid transmembrane transporter activity. Bases 176 to 2191 code for a protein of 671 amino acids. The record is from RefSeq and is a predicted model, not a curated record.
ACCUUCUGUUCCAUCACCAGACGAUGCAGCCCGGCAACUUCUCCCAGCACCGGACCUGCCGCAGUACAAAUGAGAGACCCUGAACAACAACGGUCAUCUUCAUAGACAGGUAAUGGCUCCAGUGUGACUAUUUUCAUCACCAUCCUGCCCAGCUGGCCUGUCUAACUCCGUAGCUAUGGCAACUUGUCCAAGAGGCUGCACCCCAGCGGUGCACCUUUGUCAGAAACUGAACCGACUCAAGACACUGGAUGAUGACAUGAUGGCCACAUCGCUGAAACGCUGUCUCUCCACCCUGGACCUGACUCUGUUGGGGGUUGGUGGCAUGGUGGGCUCCGGGCUUUAUGUGUUGACGGGAACGGUGGCUAAAGACAUGGUUGGGCCCGCUGUCAUCAUAUCCUUCCUUUUUGCAGGUUUUGCUUCUCUACUGGCUGCCUUUUGUUAUGCAGAGUUUGGAGCACGCAUUCCCAAAACAGGAUCUGCUUACAUGUUUACCUAUGUCUCCGUGGGAGAGGUCUGGGCCUUUCUCAUUGGUUGGAAUGUGAUUCUGGAGAACAUGAUUGGUGGUGCUGCUGUGGCACGUGCCUGGAGUGGCUAUCUGGACUCUAUUUUUAAUCACGCCAUCCAGAACUUCACAGAGACACACAUUAUGCAGUGGAACGUGCCCUUCCUUGCCCACUACCCUGACCUCCUUGCAGCAGGGAUUCUAGUUGUUGCCUCGUUCUUCAUUUCCUUUGGAGUCCAAGUGUCCUCUUACCUCAACCAUAUCUUCUCCACUAUUAGCAUGGGUGUCAUCAUUUUCAUCCUGGUAUUUGGCUUUGUUCUGGCUGAACCAGCCAACUGGAGCCAGAAAGAAGGAGGUUUUGCACCUUUCGGGCUUUCUGGAAUACUGGCGGGCUCAGCCACAUGCUUCUACGCAUUUGUGGGCUUUGAUGUGAUUGCGUCCUCAAGUGAGGAGGCAAAGAACCCACAGAAAGCUGUUCCCAUUGCUACUGCAAUCGCCCUCGGACUUGCAGCAACAGCUUACAUCCUGGUCUCCACAGUGCUCACGUUGAUGGUACCCUGGCAUACAUUGGACCCCAACUCAGCUCUAGCAGAUGCUUUCUUCCGCCGCGGUUACAGCUGGGCUGGAAUUGUUGUGGCAGUAGGAUCCAUCUGUGCCAUGAACACUGUGCUGCUCUGUAAUCUCUUCUCCCUCCCUCGCAUUGUGUACGCCAUGGCAGAUGAUGGGUUGUUCUUCUCCAUUUUCGCACGGGUCAACCCCGUCACCAAAGUCCCUGUCAAUGCUAUAUUGGUGUUUGGGAUCCUCAUGGCCACCAUGGCCCUCAUCUUUGACCUGGAGGCCUUGGUUCAGUUCUUGUCCAUCGGCACCCUCCUGGCGUACUCCUUUGUGGCUGCGAGUAUUAUUGUGCUGCGCUUUCAGCCUGACAAAUCCAGCUCCAAGGGAACUGCGUCCACAACCCCCAACCCUAUUUCCGAGCCUUCCCCUGCCCCCUCAGAGUCUCAGACCAUAACUGAGGACACUGAGGAGCUGAAGCAGUAUGAAUCCUUCUCUGACAAACUCCAGUUGGUGGAGAGGCAGGCAACGAGAGAGCGGCGCGGGGUGGGGCAGCUGAAGGCCUACUGGGAACCAUACCUGGGCAGGCUGCUGGGGGACUGUGAGCCAGGUGAGGUGGUGGCCUUCUGCGUGCUGACUCUGAUUGUGAGCUCGGUCUCAUUCUGUGCCGUGCUAGAAUUUGGAACUAAGCAGCUGCAGCUGCCACUCUGGAGCUUCACAAUGCUGCUGGUGAUUUUCAGCUUGGCGUAUGUUCUCAGUUUGGCGCUCAUAUGGAUUCACGAGCCACAGACCAACAGCAAAACAUUCCAGGUACCUUUGGUUCCACUGACUCCAGCUGCCAGUAUCCUCAUUAAUGUUUUCCUCAUGAUGAAGCUCAGCCCUCUAACCUGGAUUCGAUUCACCGUAUGGAUCGCUGUAGGUCUGCUUGUGUAUUUUGGCUAUGGAAUCUGGCACAGCAAGGAGGGCAAGCGGGAGUUGCAGCCCAAAGACAUGGCCGCCCGGUAUGUGGUGUUACCCAGCGGCAGCCUGGUAGAGACAGUGCAGUCUGUCCAGCCUGAUGGACAGGUGGACACCUCGGCACACCACAUCUCCCCCUCCACUGCCUCAACAGCCGAAGAGAGCGCAGGAAAGAGAUGAUGUGUGACCAAACAUAGUCAUUACUACUGCCUGGUAUUGUCUGUUGUCUCCAACUCAUACGCUUUAUUAUUACUAGUGUCCUCUCUGUGUCUCACUCCCUUUAGCGUGUGACUGGCCUGCCACAGUUUGUACUCGUUGCUCUGCUAAGCACACCACAGGAUGGGAUGCACGCUCUCUUGUCUCGUUGUGAAGCAUAUUUGUAUAUCUUGUAAUACUCGAAUGUACAGUAGAGAGCUUAAUACUGUCCUGUGAACUCCUAGCAUCAAAGUUAUAUCCUUUAAAAGACCAGCUCUUCUCUUGCAACCUUGCCAGUCUGUCCGAAUCCACGUGGUUAUAGGUUAUAUAUGGUGCUUUCUUUGUGACAAAUGUUUAAUUAAGUAUACUCAGCGGAUGUUUUUUAUACGUUAACACGGAUCUGGAGCUGGAAAAUCAACAUUCACCAAAAUUGUCUUUUUUGUUUUUUGGAAGAUAUCAUUUUGAGCAUAUCAGCAUCAUAUGUUGCAUGUGGUUUUCUUUUUUGCUUUUUGUUUGUUUGAUUUUUUUAGCUAAGCGGAGGAAUGCACAGAUUUUUGUGAGUUUAUAUUUUUGCCUUUUUCUCACAUUCUCCCAAAGCCUCAGGAGAAACAACUAAUAGUUUGGAUCCAUCUCCUCCUUCUGGUACUCAUAGACUGCCCUAAGUAUAGUGGUUUCUGACAUAUUAUUUAAUCCCAUAUUCUAAGAUAUAUAUUUAUUUUUCUAGUAUUUCCAUUGUUAUUAUACUAUUAUACAGAUCUUUUUCCUGUUUCUGCCUUUUCUCUGUGUUAUAGUGUCUGUUAUACAUUUUUUGCAUGUACCUCUGUUAGUCUUCAUCAUUAAUAUGUGUUCACCUUUUAAGUGGCUGCUAACUCUUCAGAGCUUCACUUAAUCUCCUAAAUCUGAUCCCAUGACCCUGUUCUUUUUUGUGUCACUGAUCUUGCUCUUGUGCGGUCUUUUUCUCACGCACACUCAGACGGCAGUCCUUUACCCCUUUCUCCCUGUUGGUACGAGAUUAGAAAUCAAAGCACAUAUAAUAUCGAGCUUUUAUUUUAUUGUGAUUUCCAGAGAUGACCUGAGAGAUAAUUAGAUUAGUGGAUAUAUAAACCAAGCACAAUCCUACUGAAUGGAAAUCUUCACACACAGGGUAGAAAACUGGCAUUCAGGCAGACAUUGGUUGUUAUGUUAAACCCGGGAUGUGCUCCAUCUCUCUCUGAGGCCUCUGUAAUCCCAGCAGAUUUGUAUUAGUCCAUGUUGCCAGUCUGCAGUUUGACCUAGAUUAGAGAAAGGCACAAAUGUGAGAACACUCAUAUCAUACAGAUAACAUUCCCACAGCCUGCACUUGUAAACAACAGUGUCAGUAAGUGAACGUGAGGCUUUGUUUUCUAUUACGUAACGUAUGUAAAAAGAUCCCAAUGAAUUCUGUUUUUAUUUAUUUCAGUUUGUGUUUGCAUGUUACAUAAGGAACCAAUGGCCUUAAACGUGAUAAUCGAUACAGACUGAUUCCCAAAGUUAAAGUUAUCAGUUUUAUUAAAUUUGUUGUUCAUUUAUUUCUCUGUGAGAUAAAACUCUUACACAGGACGUCAUGCUUUCUAGUUGUUAAACCAAAACACAAUCGUGGAAGAGAAUGUAGAGUAGGAGGCAUUCUGGCAGAAUUUCAGAGAAUUUUGUACAACUUUGCACACUGAAAACUAUUGUCUGGUGAUUUCUUUUUGUUUCACAGUUACGCUUUGGAUGUCGGGGCCAGUGACAGAUGUCGAUACCGUGGUGCUUUUUUAGGCUGAACGUUCUCUCAACACUUUCUCUGUCUUUUUUGUGCCAGGAAGCACAGUUAUAAAUGAUCCAGUUCUUUUCUUACUUCUGAAUAGUAUUGUACUCUGUACUUGCACAUUAAGUUCUUGAAUCUUUCUGUUAUAGUGUAUGUCUGUAUAAAAUGCAAAAGACUGUGUUAUGAAUUUAAAAAAUAAAUGUUUUGAA